Molecule: messenger RNA, 2141 nt
Organism: Tyto alba (common barn owl)
Lineage: Eukaryota; Metazoa; Chordata; Aves; Strigiformes; Tytonidae
Gene: FGF1
Product: fibroblast growth factor 1
Exons: 4
Coding region: 167-634 (155 amino acids)
Biological process (GO): fibroblast growth factor receptor signaling pathway; positive regulation of protein phosphorylation; animal organ morphogenesis
Cellular component (GO): cytoplasm
Molecular function (GO): fibroblast growth factor receptor binding; growth factor activity
Source: RefSeq, a predicted model, not a curated record
UCCUUCCCCCCGGUAUUCUCCUGCCGCCGCGAGGCAGCUUUCAGCAUCAGCAUUUUUUAUUUUAUUUUUUUUUUUUCCUCUUUAUUUGAUCCCGUUUCUCCCCGCGCUCGACACGGCGGAGCCGCAGCCGGGAGCACCGCGCCCGGCCGCCGGGAGAGGCUGAGCGAUGGCCGAGGGGGAAAUCACCACCUUCACCGCCCUGACCGAAAAAUUCAACCUGCCUCUGGGGAACUACAAGAAACCCAAACUCCUGUACUGCAGCAACGGGGGCCACUUCCUACGGAUCCUUCCGGAUGGCAAAGUGGACGGGACCAGGGACCGCAGCGACCAGCACAUUCAACUCCAGCUCAGCGCGGAAAGCGUGGGAGAGGUGUAUAUAAAGAGCACCCAGUCUGGGCAGUACCUGGCGAUGGACACCAACGGGCUGCUCUACGGCUCGCAGUUACUGGGGGAGGAGUGCCUGUUCCUGGAAAGGAUCGAAGAAAACCAUUACAACACGUACGUCUCCAAAAAGCAUGCAGAUAAGAACUGGUUUGUAGGGCUGAAGAAGAACGGGAGCAGCAAGCUGGGGCCGCGGACUCACUAUGGCCAGAAGGCGAUCCUCUUCCUCCCGCUGCCCGUCUCAUCUGACUGAGCCCCAGCCCAGAAGCUCAGAGACAACCCUGAACCCCAAAACCCAACUGCUGCUUCCUCCUUUUCCCUCACGCUCUCUUUUUGGCUAGUAUGACAGAGCCAAAUGUUAGAGCUCCGAGCUUUAAGUAAAAGCUUUACCAAAAGUAGACAAAGGAGAUCUCCUCCGCUCUGCUCAAAGCUUUGCAGAGAUGAGGGGAAAAGCCCCAACAUCCCUCAAGCCCCACCAGCACCCCCCACCUCUGCUGGGGGCCACACACAAACCUGCCCAGGGCCAGCACCCAGAAAUGGGGCCAAGGGCACCCCAAGGACAUCCCAGUUAUCAGAGAAAUGCCCGCUUUCACUGUCCCCGGCCAUUCUAAGGCAAAACCUCCCUGGAUACUCUGUAUUAACAUAUAUUUAUCCACCCAAAUAUGUAGCUUCCAAUAUGCCCUUCUAACAAUUUCAGCCUGCACCAGCAGCCCCGUUAGCGCAUGGCAGCCUGGUUAAAUGCUCCCUAAUAUCUGCGGCACGUUAAGCUAAACGAGCAUCAGCCACAAGCUCCAAGCCCUAGACAUCCCAGCCUCCCUUACAACAUGAAUAUUGCUAUAUUUCAUUCUAGUACCUGCCAUAUGUUAUUUGUAUUUAUUUAUUGAGUAAAUAUGUCUCAUCUACAAUCUGUUCCUAAGUAACUCCAGGCACCGAAGCCCCUUGGCGUUGUCCCAGGGAGGAUGGGGCAGUGGGGGAGUGACCAAGGUCUGCUGCUGAGGGUGUGAUGGUGCAGCUGGAAUGGGCUGCAUGAUGGUGACAGUGCAUCGCACCCCAUUCCUGGGGGAAUUCCACAGCCUCCCCCUCCCCCCCCCCGAUGGCUGGCUAAACGGGGCUCUAAAAUUGGCACUGGGGCCCCUUGGUGACUCCCAAAACCUUCCCUGAAGCCACGUUUCUCCUCCCCUGGCACAAAGCAGAUCUCCUGAGCGGCUUGAGAGCCGGUCCUGCCAGGCAAGAGCAUCACGGGAUCACCACGCUCUGUCCCAGCACAUCCUCCCCGGGCACUUGCAGACACCCGUGGGGACCGGGCACGAGCUGCCCGGGGGGACGGGCCAGCCCAGGCACCACUGGGACAAAGCCUUGCUGAGUCAGCGCUUCUCUCAUCGCUUCCUCCUGAGUGGCAAGUGCAUUUUACAGCGAGUAGUCUCAUGUGUAGACCAGCCCAAAGCCUUUAAGUAACCUUUUCCUGGUGAUACUGCAUUAAAAAGUAAAUUGGGAAUAGGUUUAAUUCUGUGUGACUGGUCACGGCCCGGCUGAGGUGGGGACACGGCCAGGGGUGCCACUCUCGAUGGGAUGGAUUCGACAGCUGAAGAAGGAAAAGCACCAGAGUCCUUCACUUCAGCAAGGCUGGAGCCACAGCCCGUCCCCACGGUGGGGGAGCACUGCUGAAACUCCCCACGGGCUCAGACCUCUGGGUGGUCUCAAGCUGUAAAUAAAAGAUGCUGGUACAGUGGCAGAACAAUAAAGUUUGAUAGGAAAUAUUG